UGGUGGUGGUGGUGGUGGUGUUUGAAUUCGGAAAGAAGCGUUAGUUGAAUGUGUUAAAACAAAUCAUGGGGUUCACGUCUCUCUCUCUCUCUCUCUCUCUCUCUCAUUUCUUGCUCUCAACUUCUUAAAGUUAUUACAGGUUGAGGUGGUGAUCAUCACUACUCUAAUUCACCUCUCCACCACCUACAAUAAUCCAAUUAUAUAUAUAUAUAUAUAUAUAUAUGUCACACCAACAACAAACCUCUCUCUCUCUCUCUCUCUCUCUCUCUCUCUCUCUCUCUCUUAAUUUGCUUGUCUCUUUGAACUAUGAAAUUCGAGGACUUGUUGAUGCAGCCGGGUGAAGACAAACACACCAAACUCCACCUCCAACAACAGGUAGAGAGAUUGGAGGGAGAGUUGGAAGGGGAACUUCAAGUGAAGAGGGUUUUGCAGUGUGCUGUGCAGGGACCUGUUGGUUGCUGUGAAUCAUGUUCAUGCCUCACUCCUUUGCUUCCUUUCAAGGUUCAAAUGCUUCUAGCAGAGUUGGCGGUGGUGGAAGAAGAGAUCGGUUGGCUGGAGAGAAAGGUUAAUGAAGUCAAGUUGGAUAUCUACCAAGAGAAGCAGCAUAUCAAAGAGUGGGAACUAUUGCAGCUGAAAAAAGGAUUACAGUCACAAAGGGAGCAACGGCAAUUGAGCAAGUUACCGUCUAGACGACCAAACCAGAUACAGCAUAAGGAGUCAGACACACUUUCGACAUCACAAAACUAUGAGCACAGGAGAUACAGAAUUCCAAGAGAAAGAAGAGCCUCCUUGGGUUCUUCAAUGGAACUUCCAAGUGCAAGUUCCCAAGGAAAAUAUGCAGCAGAAACAGAAGAGCAAAGUGGGAGUUCACGAUGCACGAAAAGUCGCGUGGUUCACAGUCCACUAGAUAUAGAAAGUGAAGUUAUAAAUCCCAAUAAGCUCUCAGUAGAACUUAUCAAGUGCUUGAUAAGCAUAUUUCUCAAACUGAACCAAACAACAUUGAAGAGCAAAGAAACGACAAACCUCACAAAACAUACUCUCACAUGCAUCAAUUCAAAAGGCCUGGUGUCCAGAGCUGCAUUCAGCUGCAAAACGCCCGUAUUCCCAUUCAGUCAAAAUGCAACUCAACUUGAUCCAUAUGAAAUAUUGCCUGGACCUGAUGUAAAUAUCAGAGAUAUUGGACCAUACAAGAAUUUCAUACAAAUCACAGAAAGCACACUGGAGGCAAACCGACUUUCUGAAUUUUUUACAGCGGUGGGGAGACUGAGGAUUUUGAUGCAGAAACUCAGCAAAACAAACGUAACUAACUUUACCCACAAGCAGAAGUUGGCAUUCUGGAUCAAUGUUUAUAAUGCCUCCAUAAUGAAUGCAUUUCUACAGCAUGGACUGCCUUCAACACACGAGAAACUACUAGCAAUUACGAAUGAGGCUGCGAUUAAUGUUGGUGGUGUCACAAUUAAGGCUUCCACUAUUGAGCAUUUCAUCCUCCGGCAUCCAGCAGAAGUUAAACAUGAAUUAACUGAUGAGAGGGAAAUGCUUCUAAGGCAUGCUCGUGGUCUUGGCUAUCCAGAACCUAAUGUCACAUUUGCUCUCUGCCGAGGCAACUGGUCAUCACCAGCAUUAAGAUUUUACACACCAGAUGAAGUCAUGAAUGAAUUAGAGAGAGCUAAAGUAGAGUAUCUGGAAGCUUCUGUUGGAGUUACAAGCAGGAAGAUUUUGGUACCAGAGCUCAUGCACAGGCACAUGAAAGACUUUGCUGAUGAUAUGGAAUCCCUUAUUGAAUGGAUUUAUAGCCAACUGCCUCAUUCAAGCUCGUUGAAAAGAUUGAUGAUGGAAUGUCUAAAUGGAGAAGCUCAAUCUCCAUCACAAAAGCUGACAGAAAUUCAGCCUUAUGCCUCUGAAUUCCGCUAUUUGAUUCCCGUAUAACCAAAAAUUCUUCACAGAAGAUAUGAAACCCAAUACAAUUGACAUACAUUGGAGAUUGUCGGACUUUUUAGAUAACCGCUAUUUGAUUCCCGUAUAACCAAAAAUUCUUCACAGAAGAUAUGAAACCCAAU
Sesamum indicum (sesame) is the source of this 2057-nucleotide messenger RNA. RefSeq lists its product as uncharacterized. NCBI's taxonomy places the organism in Eukaryota, Viridiplantae, Streptophyta, Magnoliopsida, Lamiales, Pedaliaceae. The record is from RefSeq and is a predicted model, not a curated record.